Messenger RNA from Mucor velutinosus, 390 nucleotides. RefSeq names its product putative 26S proteasome regulatory subunit (gene NAS2). The record is from RefSeq and is a predicted model, not a curated record. Lineage: Eukaryota; Fungi; Mucoromycota; Mucoromycetes; Mucorales; Mucoraceae. Bases 1 to 390 code for a protein of 129 amino acids. Gene Ontology annotation, biological process: carbohydrate metabolic process. Gene Ontology annotation, cellular component: membrane. Gene Ontology annotation, molecular function: hydrolase activity, acting on carbon-nitrogen (but not peptide) bonds. The transcript is spliced from 2 exons.
AUGACGUUUUCCAUCCGCAACAUUUUGAAUUUCUCCAUCGUCUUAGGCUUGCUGGCUUCGUUGGUCUCUGCCUCCAUGAUUGAGAACUGCAAGCCAAACCAUGUUGCUAUCACUUAUGACGAUGGACCUUAUGAUUUUACAUCAAAUCUUGUCGAUUUACUGAACUCCAAGGGUGUCAAGGCAACCUUUUUUGUUAAUGGAAAGAACUUUAUUGAUUUAGAAUCAAAUCAAGAGAGCCAAAGAGCUUUAAAAAAGGCUUAUGAGUCAGGACAUCAAAUUGCCAGCCAUACUCUGUCGCAUAAAGACCUAGAUACCAUCUCUGGUGAAGAGUUUGAUUCUGAAAUCACUGAAUUGGAGAGAAUUGUCCAUGACCUUAUUGGUGUCAAGUGA